Molecule: messenger RNA, 1425 nt
Organism: Rhizophagus irregularis DAOM 181602=DAOM 197198
Lineage: Eukaryota; Fungi; Glomeromycota; Glomeromycetes; Glomerales; Glomeraceae
Molecular function (GO): DNA binding; protein binding
Source: RefSeq, a predicted model, not a curated record
AUGCAAGCUCAUCUUGAUAAAAAAUGUCCAAAAGCACCUAAUAACGCAAAAUCACAAGCUUUACAACAAAAUAUUAAAUCAACAUCCAGUGAUCAUAUUAAUGAAGAAGAACAAAAAUAUCUUGAAAUUUUAUUAGCAAAAGCAUUAUCAUCAGCUGAAGUUCCUUCUUCUUUCGUUGAAAAUCCACUUGUUAUUCAAUUUUUUCAACGUCUUCGACCAUCAUUCAAGUUACCAAGUAAAGAAAUAAUAACCGUACAAACAGAUGAUAAUGGUUAUCAUUCAGGAUCUUCAAGUGAAAAAAGUGUUGAAUUAUAUAAAAAAGCAGCUGAAAAAGGUCAUAUCGCUUCAAAAUAUGAACUUGGAUGUUGUUAUCAACAUGGAAAAGGAACCGAAAAAAAUGAAAUUAAAGCAUUUGAAUUAUAUAAAGAAGCUGCCGAAAAAGGUUACACCAAAUCGAUAAACAAGCUUGGAUGGUGUUAUUAUUAUGGAAUAGGUACUGAAAAAAAUGAAGUUAAGGCAUUUGAACAUUUUAAAGAAGCAUCUGAUAAAAACAAUACUGAUGCAAUAGAUAACCUUGGAUAUUGUUAUGAACAUGGAAUAGGAACUGAAAAAGACGAAAAAAAAGCAUUUGAAUUAUAUGAUAAAGGUUGGAUUGAUAUACACCAUCUUGCAUAUUGUUGUCGAUAUGGAAUAGGUACUGAAAAAAAUGAAAUUAAGGCAUUUGAAUUAUAUAAAAAAGCAGCUGAUAAAGGUCAUGUAGAUUCAAUAUAUAAUCUUGGAGAAUGUUAUUAUAAUGGAAUAGGAAUCGAAAAAAAUAAAUCUAAAGCAUUUGAAUUAUAUAAAGAUGCAGCUGAAAAAGGUUAUAUUAAAUCAAUACAUCAACUUGGAAAUUGUUAUCAACAUGGUGUAGGAACUAAAAAAGAUGAAGUUAAAGCAUUCGAAUUAUAUAAAAAAGCCGCUGAAAUGGAUCAUCUUAAUUCAAUUCAUGAUCUUGCUUAUUGUUAUCAACAUGAAAUAGGAAUUAAAAAAGAUGAAUUUAAAGCAUUCAAAAUUUAUGAAGAAGCUGCUAAAAAAGGUUAUGUUAAAUCAAUACAUCAACUUGGAUAUUGUUAUCAAUAUGGAAUAGGUACUGAAAAAAAUGAAGUUAAAGCAUUUGAAUUAUAUAAAGAAGCGGCUGAAAAAUGUGAUAUUGAUUCAAUAUAUAUGCUUGGAAAUUGUUAUCAAUAUGGGAUAGGAACUGAAAAAAGUAACAUCAAAGCAUUUGGAUUAUAUAAAACAGCAGCUGAAAAAGGUGAUAUCGGUUCAAAAUUUAAACUUGGAGAAUGUUAUUAUAAUGGAAUAGGAAUCGAAAAAAAUAAAAUUAAAGCAAUUGAAUUAUAUAAAGAACUAGUUGAAAAUGGUUAUAUAGAAUGGAAAAAGAAUUGA